UCGCAUUUAUUAUUAAUAAUUAUUCUUGUUAUCACAUUCUUUAUUAGUUUUGUCCUAAGAUUAUAAUCUGCUAGUACAACAAAAAGAAGAAAAUACCAAACGAUUUUGUCAUUUAAAUUUAAACUAUAGCAUCACCAUCGUCAACCUCGCAUUAUUUCUAGCUUCAGAGCAAAUUCAACACAUAAAGACACAUUAUUUCACUUUCUCUCUAUUUGACUCUUCAGUCAGAGAGAGAGACAGAGAAUGAAGCUCUCAACAUUGCUGCAGAACCGCCGGAGCAACAGCAUCAAAGUACCGCCGCCAUUGGAGUCCUCCGGCGAAGUAACCGGAAAAUCUCCAGUAGGCUCUUUCUGUCUCUUCCUUCAUGCCGCGUUCUGCCUCAUCAGCCUCGCCCUAGGAUUUCGCUUCUCCCGUAUCUUCUUCCUGUUCCUCUUCUCCACUUCCUCCACUUCCUCCACCAAUUUCUAUGUUGCUCCGUUCCGCGCCGGCGACGGAGAAGCAUCCUCCCCUCUCCGCAUCCAGUCAUCAGUCACCGCGAAUCCGAUCGGGAAAGUUGAGAGUCCGGUUAACAUUUCAGCUCCGGAUGGCGGCUCCACCGGUAGCCGUGUGGUCGUCGGUCGCCACGGGACCCGAAUCCGGUCGUGGCCGCAUCCGAAUCCCGACGAGGUAAUGAAGGCUCACCGGAUAAUUGAGAGAGUUCAGAUGGAGCAGAAAGUUCUAUUCGGAGUAAAGAACCCUAAGACUGUUAUUGCCGUGACGCCGACCUACGUGCGGACGUUCCAGAAGCUUCACUUAAUCGGCGUGAUGCACUCACUGAUGCUUGUACCGUACGAUCUUGUGUGGAUCGUGGUGGAGGCCGGAGGUGUCACCAAUGAGACGGCUUCAAUAGUUGCUAAUUCAGGGCUCAGAAUCAUUCACACUGGCUUCAAUCAAAGAAUGCCGAUUUCCUGGAACGACAGGCAUAAAUUGGAAGCUCGAAUGCGACUUCAUGCUUUAAGAAUUGUGAGAAAAGAGGAGCUGGAUGGAGUUGUGAUGUUUGCAGAUGAUAGCAAUAUGCAUAGUAUGGAGUUAUUUGAUGAAAUUCAGAGUGUGAAAUGGAUAGGGGCAUUUUCGGUUGGAAUACUUGUUCAAUCUGAUAAGGAUGAAUCUUCAACCUUAUUGGAAGAGGAGAAGGCCCCACCAAUGCCGGUUCAAGGUCCUGCUUGUAAUUCGACGAAUCAUUUGGUUGGGUUGCAUACUUAUGAUUCGUUGAAAUAUGCAAGGAGGAGUGCCGUUUAUAUAGGUGACAGGGCACCUGUGCUACCUAGAAAGCUUGAAUGGUCUGGGUUUGUAUUGAAUUCCAGGUUGGUUUGGAAGGAUCUUGAUGAUAAACCAGAUUGGAUUAAGGAUAUUGAUGCGUUAGAUGGAGUUGAUAAGGACAUUGACAGUCCACUGUCUCUGCUGAAAGACUCCUCCAUGUUAGAACCACUCGGGAGUUGUGGACACCAUGUUUUGCUUUGGUGGCUGCGGGUUGAAGCUCGCACAGACAGCAAAUUCCCACCCCAAUGGAUAAUUGCCCCUCCUCUGGACAUCACUAUCCCCUCAAAACAUACUCCAUGGCCAGAUGCAUCUCCUGAGAUCCCAAUUAAUGAAAAAGUGCUAACUCGCACACAAGAACAGACAACCAAACAUUCUACAAAGACUAGAACGUCCAGAUCUAGGCGUAGCCGAAGUAAGAGAAAGCAUGACAGCAAAGUGAUAGGUGUGCGAGCCUCUACACAUUCUGAGUAAAACUGAGAUGUCAACAAAUGCAAAUUUAGGAAUAUAUACUGCAAUUAUGGAUACAAGACUGCCUGUGCCGGCCCUCGUUGACUCACAAAUGAAGAGGCUGAUGUUCUUACAUUCUAGUACACUGGAUUUUACCUUACACGGGCCAGCAAAUGUGUAUUCUAAUCUGAUUUACCAAAAAAAUUCAUACUGAUUGUUUUGCUCAUUUUUGUUGAGGUUGAUAUAUAUAUUCUGUUCACACGGAGCAAUGCCAUAUUUGUUUGCAGCAAAUGCCAUAUUUGUUCAUUGGUUGUAAUUGUAAUACAAGUUCUUCUCAAAAGAAGUAUAUAGUGUCUUUUUUUUUUC
Messenger RNA from Cicer arietinum (chickpea), 2112 nucleotides. Its product is annotated as probable beta-1,4-xylosyltransferase IRX14H. Gene Ontology annotation, biological process: glucuronoxylan biosynthetic process; plant-type secondary cell wall biogenesis. The record is from RefSeq and is a predicted model, not a curated record. Gene Ontology annotation, molecular function: galactosylgalactosylxylosylprotein 3-beta-glucuronosyltransferase activity; xylosyltransferase activity. Gene Ontology annotation, cellular component: Golgi membrane. NCBI's taxonomy places the organism in Eukaryota, Viridiplantae, Streptophyta, Magnoliopsida, Fabales, Fabaceae.